This is a messenger RNA of Plasmopara halstedii, 528 nucleotides long. RefSeq lists its product as uncharacterized. The record is from RefSeq and is a predicted model, not a curated record. Lineage: Eukaryota; Oomycota; Peronosporomycetes; Peronosporales; Peronosporaceae. The coding region runs from base 1 to 528 and encodes 175 amino acids. The transcript has a single exon.
AUGGUUUCCAUGAUGUCUCUUUUUGCCAUGGUCAUAGCUGCCGCCAAUAUCGUCGACCACGUACAAUCUCACGGCUUCAUUGCCAAUCCCCCACCUUCAUGGAAAAAGGGAAAAACCGGGAACGAAGAAUGGAUCGUCCAGAUUGAGCCUCAGUGGAAGGGUGACUGGAACAAGGCCAGAAAUGAUGACGAGUUUCUGGCAACUUUUAAGCAGAUAGCCGCUGCCAACAACUUCAAGAAUGCUCGAUCGCUGUUGGAUAGCGAUCCGGUAUAUGGCGCAGAUUGCGGUUACACAGAUCCCAAUGGGACACCCGUUGACCCGCCAUCAGACGGCACAGCGACCUUUUCGCGUGGAAUCGCGCACGUUGGUCGAUGCGAAGUCUGGAUCGAUGAAAAGAUAGCCCUGCAAAAAGAUGAUUGCCAAGCCGCGUUUGGUAAUGGUACGAUCGAAUAUAAAUCUGUUUUGAAACCCAUCGACUACUCGCUAUGCGACAAGGAUAAAUGCUUGAUGCCUCACUGCGUCUAUUGA